This is a messenger RNA of Fomitopsis serialis, 1174 nucleotides long. RefSeq names its product eukaryotic ADP/ATP carrier. NCBI's taxonomy places the organism in Eukaryota, Fungi, Basidiomycota, Agaricomycetes, Polyporales, Fomitopsidaceae. Gene Ontology annotation, cellular component: mitochondrial inner membrane. Gene Ontology annotation, molecular function: ATP:ADP antiporter activity. Gene Ontology annotation, biological process: mitochondrial ATP transmembrane transport; mitochondrial ADP transmembrane transport. Bases 49 to 987 code for a protein of 312 amino acids. The transcript has 7 exons. The record is from RefSeq and is a predicted model, not a curated record.
CUACCACCUCCACUCAGUCCCUCCCUUCCUCGGUUUUUCUCCGUCGCAAUGGCGUCGACCAAAAAGUCCAAGACCCCCAAGGAGUUCGCCGCCGAUUUCAUGAUGGGUGGUGUCUCAGCUGCCGUCGCGAAGACGUCCGCUGCGCCCAUCGAGCGUAUCAAGCUCCUUGUCCAGAAUCAGGAUGAGAUGAUCAAGCAGGGUCGCCUGGCUACCCCCUACAAGGGUAUCGCCGACUGCUUUGCGAGGACGUACAAGGAUGAGGGUCUCGUCUCCCUCUGGCGUGGUAACACUGCCAACGUCAUCCGGUACUUCCCUACGCAGGCGCUGAACUUUGCGUUCAAGGAUUACUUCAAGUCCUUGUUUUCGUUCAAGCGCUCCGAGGGCUACUGGAGGUGGUUUGGUGGUAACCUCGCGUCCGGUGGUGCUGCUGGUGCCACAUCGCUGCUCUUCGUGUACUCGCUCGACUACGCCCGUACCCGUCUUGCCAACGAUGCUAAGUCGGCGAAGGGUGGAGGAGCUCGUCAGUUCAACGGUCUGGUCGAUGUCUACAAGAAGACUCUUGCCUCUGAUGGUGUUGCUGGUCUUUACCGUGGCUUCGUCCCGUCCGUGGUCGGUAUCAUUGUGUACCGUGGUCUCUACUUUGGUGUCUACGACUCACUCAAGCCUGUCGUCCUUGUUGGUGCCCUCGAGGGUUCCUUCCUGGCCUCUUUCGCCCUUGGUUGGGGUGUCACCACUGGUGCUGGUCUUGCUUCUUACCCUCUGGAUACUAUUCGUCGUCGUAUGAUGAUGACCUCCGGCUCGACGACCCACUACAAGUCGAUGUUCGACGCAGGUGCGCAGAUCGUCGCCAAGGAGGGUACCAAGUCGCUCUUCAAGGGUGCUGGUGCCAACAUCCUCCGUGGUGUUGCUGGUGCUGGUGUGCUUUCGCUCUACGACAAGCUCCAGGAGGUCAUGUUCGGCAAGGUCUACUCUGGUGGCUCUGGCUAAGCGUGGGGACGGUGUUGGACAUUACCGUAGUAGCUUCACUUAUUCUGCUCGCACGACCAUACACAUUAGAUACUCUGGUUAUAUUCAUCUGCCGGUAUUGAGCGCCGCCUCACUGGGCAGAGAAUACUUCUCGUGUUUGCGUAGUAGGCACGAAACGACGAUAUCCUACCGCGGUCCAUGUGCGAUG